Pimephales promelas (fathead minnow) is the source of this 2671-nucleotide messenger RNA. RefSeq names its product calcium-binding protein 2. NCBI's taxonomy places the organism in Eukaryota, Metazoa, Chordata, Actinopteri, Cypriniformes, Leuciscidae. The record is from RefSeq and is a predicted model, not a curated record. Gene Ontology annotation, cellular component: cytoplasm. Gene Ontology annotation, molecular function: calcium ion binding; calcium channel regulator activity.
AGUGACAGGUUCAUCUCUGCUGGAGGAGCUCAUGAGGAACGGAACGUGACUGUGAGUGACCCGUCCGGUGUGUGUACCCGUGUGUGUGUGACUGACAGCGACAGCAUGGCUCAGAGAGCGGAGAGAGCGCCAUCUAUAGACAGCCAAUCAGCGGAAGGCUCCGCCCCCAAGCCGGCCCUGCGCAAGCCCUCGGUGACUGACGCCAGCAAGAAGAAGAAGAGCAAGAAGUCCAACGAUGAAGUGAUGAGCAAGGUGUACGGGAACCUGCUGAGCAGCGUCUUCGGGCAGGAGAGAGAGUUAUCUCAGCCGGAGCUCGAUGAGUUGUCCGAGGCCUUUAAGGAGUUCGACUACGAUCAGGACGGAUACCUGAACUAUAAGGAUCUGGCCGAGUGCAUGAGGACGAUGGGUUACAUGCCGACAGAGAUGGAGCUGCUGGAGAUCAUUCAACAGAUCAAGAUGAGGCUUGGGGGUCUGAUGGAUUUCGAUGACUUCUGUGAGUUAAUGGGCCCCAGGAUGAUGGUUGAGACGGCGGAUAUGCUCGGCCUCAAAGAGAUCAAGAGCUCCUUCCUUCAGUUUGACACCGAUGGCGACGGGAAGAUCACUAUGGAUGAGAUGAAGGAGGCCGUGAAGAAUCUGUUAGGAGAGAAACUCAAGAAAGGAGAACUGGAGGAGAUCAUCAAGGAGCUGGACCUCAAUGGAGACGGAACCGUGGAUUUUGAUGAGUUUGUGAUGAUGCUGUCGGUGCGAUAAAACACAACACCGUCAUUAACAUCAUCCAUCAGUGUUUGCAGCGGCGGACGAUACGGGUUCAGACUCACACGAGGAACACAGGAGCAUCAGGGUUUUUUAAAGUGCUCCUAAUAUGCCCUUUUAUGAAGUCUUGGUUUUGUUUUUGGGGUGUACUAUAUGUUUUUAAUUUUCAGUCUUCAAAAAACGCAUUAUUUUCACAUAUUUUACAUUAUUACAGAUCGUCUCUGUCGUUUUCGAUGAAGCCCUUCCUUCCGAAAUACAAAAUGUGCUGUGAUUGGUUAGCUGGCCCAGUGUGCUGUGAUUGGCAUAAUGUUAGCCCCACCCCUUCAUAACUGUAAGCUUUAUUCAGAAGUAAAUUUUAUCGAUGGCGUUAGCCCGAUUCAGACCCUGACAAUGUUAACGAACAAGAGGAUUAAAUAUAUGUUAUCCACCAUUACAAAACAGUAAUUGAUCACAAAAUCUUGUAAGUGCUUACAAAAGCUCCUGGAACAGUAUUAAAAAUACAUUUUAACCACUCUUAGUUCGUCAGCCUUAGUUAGGACAAACUUUUUCGGGGGGAAACCAACGACAACACUCUUCAUCUUCCCUUGACCAGGCUCCGCUCACUGUGUGGCCGUAUUCCGUGGGCGGGAUUAUUCAAGUGAGGGCCGUUCUGACGUCAUAAGAUCCAGAAUAAUCCACUCUGUAGUCCAAACGAGCCGUUGUUGUAGUUCUUGAAAAUAUUCCCUUUUGCAGACGACUUACAGCUUCGUAACCUUGCAGAUCUUUUUAUGCUCAAACCGCAACAUUACAAUCUAACUUGUGGUGAAAAAGUGACCCAUUUAAAAGUCUGAUUUCCAGGCCUGAAAAAUUCCUCAAAUUCAUAAAACCAUAAAAGCUCAUCAUGGAUAUUUGUGUAAUGAAAAUACAUUUCUCUGAUUUUCCAUAUUUCAAGGAUGGCUUUGGUGACGACCAUCUGUAAUGAUAACUAUAAUUGUUAAAUUCAUAAAUUCUGACGAUUGGUAUGAUUAUGAAAGGAAAUCGCCAAAUAAUUCCUAUAAAAUUAGUUUGCAAAAUGAAUGUCUGUAAAAGUCAUUAGGGAAAAUUUCUGGUCGAAAAUAAAAUGAGAGAAAAUGAUCAAACUCCUAUUGAUAUUUUAUAAAUGACUCGUUAAAGUUUUAACCCAAAAUAGCACAACGUUCUGCACUAUGUAUGUAGAUGACUGUAACUUUAAGCGGUUAGAUGACUGUAACUUUGCUGUAAUAUAAUGUCUCUGAAGAGGUGUGUAUGUAGAUAUUUUAUGCAUAGACCUUUGAACAAGUGUCGAAAUAAGUAACAAGUGUAUUUUUUAAGUUUUGUUAAUAAACAGUAAAAGUUUGAAAAAACAUCUGAAUUUAUAUUCACACAAACAUUAUAAAAAAACACAUAAAUCUAUAUUUUAAACAUCACUAAAUCGGAAUAUCAUAAUAACACUGUUUGAAUGUUGCUACUUGAACGUCCAGAGAACAUUCAAAAGUUACGUUACAUGUUUAAAAAUGAAACGUUCCCUUAACGUUCACACAACCAAGAAAACACGUUUUUGGAAAAUACUGGACGUUCUGAACAUUCAUUAAUGAGAGUUUCAGAACAUAUAUUUGUUAUCUGGGGCUGUGUUGACAUUUUACUGUAUGUAGGCCUACAGCAGAAUUCAGUGGAGUUUCUGCGGCCUCUGCUGGUGAUCAUCUGAAGAAUCACACACACACACACACACACACACGCCCACACAAUUUUACUAACAGAAGGCUAACCGACUAUCCAAACCAUUUUAAUGUUGUUGUUUCUCUGUUGAAUUCUGGACACACACCCACCUGGAUUUACACAUGUUUUGUAGGCCUAUUGAUUUAUUAAACCUCAUUCUUUCUUUCUUGUAACAUAUGCUAAGCGAAUUAAAUAGUCACGUUAA